AUGUCGGCAGCAAAACAAUUUUUCAGUAUUUCAACCUAUAAGACAGCAGCAAGAUGCUGGAUACCAGUAAACCAAGCCUUGAGGGCAAAUGGGAGCGCCAACUUGAGAUUCUAUUCUUCCCAAAACAUCAACGUUAAGCAUCGUGAAUCAUCAAAUGGCGCUAAUGACGCUACUUCUGGUUCAUCUGAUGAAACAUUUCAUCCCACUGUGUUUUCUUCUGACGAAGUACACACUGCUGGUCCAGUUAACAAAGCAUAA
Molecule: messenger RNA, 258 nt
Organism: Priceomyces carsonii
Lineage: Eukaryota; Fungi; Ascomycota; Pichiomycetes; Serinales; Debaryomycetaceae
Exons: 1
Coding region: 1-258 (85 amino acids)
Source: RefSeq, a predicted model, not a curated record